UCGGAGAAAAUUUUCCCUUAUCGAAGGUUUUUCGAAAGGUUAGUUUUCUACAGAAAUCAAGAAAUGGGGCAACACGUUUCACGUACCGAUUUUGAGUGGGUCUAUACUGACCAACCUCACACGAGUCGUCGUGAUGUCAUGCUGCAAAAGUAUCCGCAAAUCAAGAAACUAUUCGGACCAGACCCACGUUUCAAACAUAUCGUUUCGGCAAUGGUGCUAACGCAAAUCAUCAUGCUGUAUGUAAUGCAGGACCAAUCGUGGAAAAUGAUUGUCCUAGUAGCUUAUUGCUUUGGAGGUGUUAUCAACCAUUCACUGAUGUUGGCCAAUCAUGAAAUUUCUCAUAACAUGGCCUUCGGAUAUGGAAGACCUAUGGCCAAUCGAUUAUUUGGCAUGUGGUGUAAUCUACCGAUCGGAGUGCCGAUGUCGGUUUCGUUCAAAAAAUAUCACACCCUUCAUCAUAGAUACUUGGCGGAAGAAAGACUAGAUCCUGACUUGCCUACCAUUCUUGAAGCGAAGUUAUUCUGCAACACUUUCGGAAAGUUUAUAUGGGUCAUUCUGCAACCCCUGUUCUACGCUAUAAGGCCAUUAUUUGUAAAUCCAUUGCCCGUAGAGAGACUGGAGAUCGUCAACACUAUAGUACAGCUUACUUUCAAUGCAGUAGUGAUGGUAAUUUUUGGCUGGAAAAGCUUGGCGUAUUUGCUUAUUGGUUCUUUCUUAGCAAUGGGAAUUCACCCUGUAGCAGGACAUUUUAUCGCUGAGCACUACAUGUAUGCAAAGGGUUUCGAAACGUAUUCCUACUAUGGCCCUCUGAACUGGAUCACGUUCAACGUUGGCUAUCAUAACGAACAUCAUGACUUCCCCGCCAUUCCUGGUAGCAGGCUACCGGAGUUGAAGAAGAUUGCACCGGAAUUCUAUGAAACCAUGCCACAACAUACUUCGUGGGUACGCGUGAUGUAUGAUUUCGUGACUGAUCCAGCGAUUGGACCCUAUGCGAGAAUUAAACGAAGGGCACUUGAGAGAGCAGGAUAAGUGACAACAGACUAAACGGCCAAAUGCAAGUGACGAGUGAAAUAAUAAGGAAGAUUCAACUUUGUAUACUACUGUAUGCGUAUUUAU
Ochlerotatus camptorhynchus is the source of this 1116-nucleotide messenger RNA. RefSeq names its product sphingolipid delta(4)-desaturase DES1-like. Gene Ontology annotation, molecular function: sphingolipid delta-4 desaturase activity. Gene Ontology annotation, biological process: ceramide biosynthetic process. The transcript is spliced from 2 exons. NCBI's taxonomy places the organism in Eukaryota, Metazoa, Arthropoda, Insecta, Diptera, Culicidae. The record is from RefSeq and is a predicted model, not a curated record. Gene Ontology annotation, cellular component: membrane. The coding region runs from base 64 to 1029 and encodes 321 amino acids.